AUGGAAUCGAUAGAGUUGGAAUCAACAUCGGCUUCUAAUUUAUCUAAGAGUUCCGCUUCGUCUUUGAAUACAACAACGAAGGAACACAAGCACAAACAUCAUCAUCAUGAUCACGGAGAUCACCAUCAUGAUCAUGAACAUCAUCACGAUGAUGAAGAUGACAAUUCAACGGAUCAAACUCAACUUUUAAAAACAUCUUCGAGUGGAUUGAUGGAAUAUGAAUUGGAUCGUGUAAAAUUGAAUGGUGAAACGUUGAAGAAAAUUUACCUCUCCAAGAGUAAACCACUGUGGAAGGAACCAGAUUUUGUCAAGAUGGUUAUUAUGAUUACUAUGGUUUUACUCAUGUUUUUAGCUGAACUUACUGUUGGUGUGAUGGCCGAGUCUCUUACAUUGUUGGCUGAUUCGUUCCACAUGCUUUCCGAUGGUAUUUCCUUGAUGGUUGGAGCUGCAUGCAUUUGGUUAGCAAAGAAAGGACCAACUAAUUUAAUGACAUUUGGUUUUGGAAGAGCUGAAACAUUGGGAGGUUUGAUUAAUGCUGUCUUUUUGGUCAGUGUUGUGUUGUAUGUGAUUAUGGAAUCAAUUCAAAGGUUUUUCAUGCCGGAGAGGAUUACUGAUCCUUUAUUAGUAUUGUGUGUUGGAGGUGCUGGUCUUUUAAUUAACUUGAUUGGACUUGUCAUGUUCUGUGGCCAUCAUCCUCAUCCUGGACACGAUCAUGACCACGACCACGGACAUGGACAUAGUCAUAAACAUUCACACGAAGAACACGACCACGAUCAUGAACACGAACAUAAUCAUGACCAUGACCAUUCUCAUCAUGAACACGAACAUACUGAAAAGAAGGAGCACAAGGAACACAAGCACAGAUCUGAAAAUAUUUUCGGUGUCUUUUUACACAUUUUGGGAGAUUUCCUUGGUUCCAUUGCUGUCAUGAUUUCCUCUGGUCUUUUACUCAUCUUUGAUAAGAAGGAUGAAAAUGGUAAUUAUCCACACACUUGGGUUCUCUAUGUUGAUCCAGUUCUCAGUCUUAUUAUGAGUGGUAUUAUUCUAGUUACUGCCAUUCCUCUUUUGAAAUCAACUUGUAGAACUUUGUUGCAAUCUGUACCACAUGAUGUUGAUAUUCCUAAAUUGAAAUCAAGUAUUUUGGAAGUUGAGGGAGUUCUUUCUUGUCAUGAAUUGCAUGUUUGGCAACUUGUUGGAAAGACCUCAAUUGCCAGUGUUCACAUUCUCACUACUGAAAAUAAUAGAGGAUUUAUGAGAAUUGCCAAACAACUUCAAAAGGUAUUCCACAAGUUUAAUAUCCAUGCCUCCACUAUUCAACCAGAAUUCAUUUCAAGCACUUCAAAUAAUAAGGGAGAAGAAGCUCAGCCAUGUCAUCUUUUAUGUACCGAUACUUGCUAUGAACAUUUUUGUUGUGCUCCAAAUCCAGCAAAGGAAGAUAUUGAUCCAGCAGAAAAUGUGUAAAUAAAUUUAAACUAUUAC
Naegleria gruberi is the source of this 1479-nucleotide messenger RNA. RefSeq names its product cation efflux protein. Gene Ontology annotation, molecular function: zinc ion transmembrane transporter activity. Gene Ontology annotation, biological process: intracellular zinc ion homeostasis; zinc ion transmembrane transport. The record is from RefSeq and is a predicted model, not a curated record. The transcript has a single exon. NCBI's taxonomy places the organism in Eukaryota, Heterolobosea, Eutetramitea, Acrasida, Naegleriidae. Gene Ontology annotation, cellular component: membrane. Bases 1 to 1461 code for a protein of 486 amino acids.